Fundulus heteroclitus (mummichog) is the source of this 3049-nucleotide messenger RNA. RefSeq names its product podocalyxin-like 2 (gene podxl2). NCBI's taxonomy places the organism in Eukaryota, Metazoa, Chordata, Actinopteri, Cyprinodontiformes, Fundulidae. Bases 103 to 2175 code for a protein of 690 amino acids. The record is from RefSeq and is a predicted model, not a curated record. The transcript is spliced from 13 exons.
GAAGCCCACGCCACGCCACCCACACCCCACCCCACGCCGAGCAUCCAAGGCAGCAUCCGCGGCUGAUUCCCCGGGAGAUCGGAGGGGAGCUCUGCAGCAGACAUGCCGGGCCUGCUCCUCGUCGCGCUGAUCGCUCUCCUGUCCGGCUCUGAAGCUCUCAGACGGGGCCCGUCCCAGCGCGUCAUUCCCCUCGGACCUCCGCCGGCGCCGCUGCUUCCGGGCGAGGGCCGGGUCCGGUCCCUGUUCAUCCAGGAACUAGUCAGAACCAAGCGCCACUCGGCCCGUGAGCUGGUCCGUGCUCAGCCUCAUCUGGUUCAUGACAUGGGCUGGCCGGAGAUCCAGGAAAUGUCCCGCUCACAAUCCAAGAUGGAGGCAGCGAACUCCUCCGCGCCGCCCUCUGGAGACCAGGAUGUAGCCAGGACCCUUGCUGCUGUGGACGAAAGCCUGGAUGUGGAAGAUGUGAUGGAGCGGAUGGUUCACCUGGCGGUCCCGCUGGAUGCAGGAAGCGACAGAGGACGCCCAGAGCCUCCCGAGCCAGACAGAGGACCUGACAAUGGGCCGGGGGCCGGCGACGCCUCCGAGGAGACGUCUGGCUUCGACGGGACAGACACGGAGGACAGAGAGAGAGGAGACGAAGGAGGGGAGGAUCAAGAGAGGAGAGGGAGGGAGGAAGAGUGGGAGAGAUAUGUGGGCGGAGACAGAGACGUGAGAGAAGGAGAGGUCCCAGAUGAGGAAGAGGACAACGGACGAGGGACGGAUGAGCUCAGCGUCUCGGAGGCCGUGGAGGUUAAUCACACAACGCCAGAUCUGGAUGCUUUAAUCGGCUACACGUCCUCUUUCCACCCGCCCAAGGAACCCAGCGGGCCCUUCCUGACCGAAGCGCAGGAUUUGGGGCCGCGAGAGCAUCGGGGUCCCUCAGUGGUGGAGCUGAGCCCUUCAGAGAAAGACCUGUGGACAGCAGAGAAGGACGAAGACGUCCAGUCCAGUGGCUACGGACUCCGUCGCUCCUGGGUCGCUGCAGCUCAAACACCUCCUGGUUCUCCGGCUGCUUCUGCACACGCCGACGGAACGGCCGCGCCAGAAACCGACACCGGCACCGACUUUGGCCUUCUGGGAGGUUUCACAGCAGAUGAAACGGAGGAGGAAGAAACGGGUCUGGCACAGGCAGGCGUAAUUACCCAGAAUCCCACAGUUCCAGAGGUUGGCCUGGCGCCCAGCAGAGAACCUCUGCAACCCAGUUUGGAGCAGGAGGGACGCUGGGAAGGAGGUGAAAAGGGAACUAAAAGUAAAACUGAGGAGACGGAGGCCAAAAGGAAGGUGAAGGAGGUACCAAGAUUCAGAGAAAUCAUCCCGCUCACCACCGAUCCUUCUCCCACGACCGGCUUCCCUGACACAGAGUUUGACCCCGGCGUGGAGGAGCCGCGGCAGGUUGUUUGCUUAAACUGGAGCGAGCUGGCGGGACGCGGCUACGUGAUCCUCAACAUGACCAAGAACAUGAACUGUGAGGAGUUUCGCGUGUGCCAGGGCGUCCAGCUGCUGAAGAUCAUCGAGCGGGAGUUUGCGCGCAGAAUGAACAGCCCUGAAGGAUCAUGGGUACUUUACCUCAGCAAGCCGACGCACCAGCAACACCAGCUGCUGAUGAACGUGGCGUCUGGACGAGGCGUCAUCGCCACCCAGGACGUUCUGGAAAUGUUGGGGGAGAUCAGGAAAAGCCUCAAUGAGGUGGGGAUCCAGAACUACAGCGCCGCCAGCUUCUGCCAGCUUCGGCCCAGCAAGACGCGCAGCGACUACGGCAAGCUGUUCGUGGUGCUCGUCAUCAUCGGCUCCGUCUGCAUGGUGAUCAUCACAUCGGGGUUCAUAUACAUCUGCUGGCAGAGACGGCUGCCCGGCGUCAAGAGCAUGUUUCCGGCGGAGGAGCUUCACUCUGUGGAGAACGGUUACCACGACAACCCCACGCUGGACGUGACCAAUGACAGCCAGGCUGAGAUGCGGGAGAAGAAGCCGAGCACCAAUGGGCUGACGGGGGCGGGAGGAGGAGGAGGAGGAGGAGGAGGAGGAGGAGGAGGAGGAGGAGGAGGAGGAGGAGGUGCAGCGGAGGACAGCAGUCGCUGGCAGGCCUUCGUCAACCAAGCAGUGACUGAGGACGAGGAGGAGGAGCAGGACACGCAUCUCUGAUUGAGGAAGAGGAGAUUUGUUUUUCGUGAAACGAUCGAUGGAGUCUAGCAGGGAGAUCACGGUGAUGGAAGAGGAGACGAGGCUCGGCUGGAGGAGUCACUGAGGUCGACAUCAGUAUUAAGCACUAAAGCUUCAUCGAGCUUUGGGCGUUUAACCCAAUCACAUCAAAGCUCUUCUGUUUGGUGUGCCUUAAGCUCUCGGCUCUUAGGACCGCGGCUGCACGAGACAAUUUCAGAUUUAGGGACAAGUCAUCUCUCCACCUGCAAGCUUUCCAGCAGCUUUAGCAGCUUCACAGCUCAGAUCUGCGAUUAUCAGCAGCAGAAUGUAACCGUUUGCACCGUUUGGUUGACUUUUUGCAUUUUAAGCACGACGUUACCGAGGAAAGUACGUUAUUACAGUUUAAGACGCCAGUCAGUCCGGUAAAGAUGUCACAGUGGUGCACGCAGAAAGGCCGCAUACCGAAACACAUGCCUGAUUAAAUGCCGGCUUGCUGCAAAUCACUUUUCAAACGUUUUACAGCUUUAAUGUGACAUAAAUCCUUUACUAAAAGGGGAUCAUGCCUUUAAACCAAUACAUUGUAGAAAGCCCACCUACGCAGGAGUCCUUGUUAAUUCUGGAGGCAUCAAGUUACCUAAGAACCUGACGGUAUCAUCAAAGUAGCUACAAGAGUUUCUGAUGAGUCGGCCAAUAGUUCUGUUUUACAUGUGAGAAGCAGAAGCGUCUCUGACUCUGACAUGAUGAGUUAAGUGGGACACAAAAACUCAACACCUAAUUAACAGCAGCUAAUUAUUCUGUGACGCAUACAACCUGACUUUGAUCAAUUUUAAAUCAAACAGAUAAAUUAGUGUAAACCAACACACUAGAAAUGCCAUUU